Messenger RNA from Penicillium manginii, 918 nucleotides. RefSeq lists its product as uncharacterized. The record is from RefSeq and is a predicted model, not a curated record. NCBI's taxonomy places the organism in Eukaryota, Fungi, Ascomycota, Eurotiomycetes, Eurotiales, Aspergillaceae. The coding region runs from base 1 to 918 and encodes 305 amino acids. The transcript is spliced from 4 exons.
AUGCCCUCCAGUGACUUGAUCUCAAACGAAAGUGAAGGCCAUAGUAUGAUUGGACGGGACGAUCAUCAGUUAAUGGAGCUCGAGGGCCUCCCUUCCUUGCCUCUUGAUCUCCAUGAGCACAAACUCAAGAUAGCCUUGAAUUGGGGCUUCAUAUUGCUCACAUCCUGCAUAGCUCCAUUGGUACUUUAUCCAACUUUACACUGGGCGGCACACCUGGAAGACAAAAUUGCCUUGAGUGUGGCUAGCGCUGUACUCGGAGUGUCAACCUUGUUUUCGCUGGGCAUGCGAACAUGGGAACUACUCAAACCGACAUCAAACUGCCGACCUGCCACGUCAGAAAGCCGCUGGCAUUUCGAUUUCUUCCACUGGAACUAUCUUCUUGGUUUUAUCCUUGUGACAAUCAUCAUCGUGAUUGGCUUGACACACGAACCCCCGAGUGUGCGCAUGGCGGCUUUACCUCCGUGUAUUUUACUCGUUCAAGUCGGCUUCACCCUGGUCAUUGUCGGAAUUCUGGCAAAGCUCGGUUUGCGGCAGCCAUUUGCAGUCUCUUCCAUGCCUGCAGGCACAGUCUUUCGCCCAGGUAUCCUAACGAUUAUCGAAGAUGUCGUUGCGGUAGAUGGUGGUAGAGGCAGGCUAUACCGCUCAGCUCUGAUGGAGAGAUAUAGAGUUAGCUUGCGAUUUCAAAAGCUAAUGGAAGAUCUCAACUGGUUCUGGGGGUUUGGUGGACUGGUCAUGGGCAUUCUCUUGAUAACUAUAAUUUCCAAGGCUCACACCAAUACCUUUGCUUUCGGACUUGGAUGGACGAUCCCGUGGAUUUGGGCUGCUGUCUGGGCGGUCACUACUACUUACUGGGCUAAGCAUGCACUGAAGGAUGAGAAGCGUACUUGGUCCAAAACCCAAAGAAAGAUCGCGGUUUAG